Molecule: messenger RNA, 249 nt
Organism: Arabis nemorensis
Lineage: Eukaryota; Viridiplantae; Streptophyta; Magnoliopsida; Brassicales; Brassicaceae
Source: the annotation of a GenBank genome assembly
AUGACGAAAGUACCCCGCGAGCUGAAGAGUCUUGCGUUAUAUCUCUCUCGGACUUGUGUGUUUGGCAAAGUUCGUCUUCUCUGCAGCUUCUCCUCUUUAGAGAAAUUAGGGUUCCGUCGCAAAUCACGAUCAGAUCUCAUCUUCGCCGAUUUCUCUGGGUUUACUCGAACUUCGCUCAAUUACAAUUUCGCAAAUAUGUUGUUCGCUAGUAGCUAUUGUUUGGAUCAGCUUCAUGGAUACAAGUCUUAA